Messenger RNA from Vairimorpha ceranae, 1200 nucleotides. RefSeq lists its product as hypothetical. The coding region runs from base 1 to 1200 and encodes 399 amino acids. The transcript has a single exon. The record is from RefSeq and is a predicted model, not a curated record. Lineage: Eukaryota; Fungi; Microsporidia; Nosematidae.
AUGUACGAAAUUUUUGUAUUACUAAAGUUUUUAACAUUAUACUAUUGUUCAGAUACAUUAGAAUGUGUUACAAAGACACACAAAGAGGCUGUUUGUGGUGCUGAACAAACUGAUUUGAACUCUAUGGAUGACAGAGAAAUAAUAUUAGAAUCGCUAGCAAGAUUAAAGCAGGAGUCUUGUAUGAUACAGAAAGAUGCUUUAUGUCAUAUGGGACAUCGUAUAAAAUUAUUUAAAGAGAAUCUUGAAAAGAAAGCGCUGGGUGAUUUAAAUUCCAUUCUUGUUUGUAUGGACCAAAUUAAUGGUAUUAAAGCGCUUUAUGAAAGAGCAGCCUUUAUCGUCAAAAAUCCUAUAAUUGACUUGAAUUGCUAUAUGAAUUAUUUUCGUCGUAAUAAAUAUGUAAUAAUAAGAUUUUUAAAAAACAAAGAAAAAUGUAAAGAUUUUUUAGAAUCCAGAAAAUUUAAGAAUGUGACGGAGGAAGAACUUAGAGGCCAAAUUUAUGACUUGAAAGCUAUUAUGUUGGCUGCUAUGAGCUUUUCGCAAGAAUAUCAUUCAGAAUAUAAAAAUGAAUACGAAUUUAUUAAAAAAAAAUUCAAAACUAAUUAUAAAUGGUUUAAUGAUUUAAAACCUCUUUUCAAUAAGACACACUAUGAAACGGUUGAUAGUAUAACUUUAGUACCAGUAAGUUACGUUGAUAAAAAUAAACAAGAAUCCUAUCUAAAAAAGCUAUUUUUGCUUAAGAAUGGCCUGAACUUCGUAGAACCUUCCAAAUGUAAUAAUGUGAACGAAACUGUAAUAAAAAAAAUACAGGAAUUAGAAGACCCUGGUAAAGAUAAAUUUUUAAGACCUUUUUUAGAAUUAUUUAAAGUAAGGUACAGGAUACUUAGUAAAGUAAUUACCCUCAAAAGAAUACUAGAAAGAAUUUUUACAAAUAAACUAAAAAUAAGUGAGCAGAAAGAUGAAAAUCCUAUGACUGAUACAGAAAAAAAUGACAAGGAGCUUUUUGAUAAUGAAAAGAACGGGGAAAAUCCUACAACUAGUACGAAAAAACAUGACGAAGAGCUUUUUAAUAAUGAAAAGAACGGGGAAAAUCCUACAACUAGUACGAAAAAACAUGACGAAGAGUCUUUAAAAGGCACAAAAAAGAAUUUUUAUAAUAAUGAGCGUAAAACUGAGAAUACCACUUUUGCAGAACAUCAUUAA